Molecule: messenger RNA, 314 nt
Organism: Paramecium primaurelia
Lineage: Eukaryota; Ciliophora; Oligohymenophorea; Peniculida; Parameciidae
Source: the annotation of a GenBank genome assembly
AUGAUAUUAAUAACACUACUGGAAGCUAUUGUCUUAAUUAGUAAUGGAUUUGCCAUUCUAAAUGAGAAGCGAGUCUUAUCAAAAUGUAUUAAAUAUACAAUCAUUUAGAUGGUUUUGAUAAAGUCGAUUAUACAAGAGCACAUGAAGGAGGGUCUUAACACAUGAAAGGAAUUAUUGUCAAUUGGUUAAUGUUUGCAAGAUCGAUGAAAAGUAUAAAUGACUUUAACAUAUAAUAGUAUUCCUUAUUAUAGGUAAUCUCAUUGUUAUUUUAAUUGAGAUUCUAUCAUUUUGAAUUUUAAUAUGUGUCGAAUUAU